This is a messenger RNA of Oldenlandia corymbosa var. corymbosa, 165 nucleotides long. The record is from the annotation of a GenBank genome assembly. Lineage: Eukaryota; Viridiplantae; Streptophyta; Magnoliopsida; Gentianales; Rubiaceae.
AUGACUUCAUCGGAAUUAAUCAAGAAUAUGGAGAUGCAAAUGGUGGAAGACACUAAUUUCGAGGACGAUGAGUUCGCUUCAAUGUCUAUCGAAGACAUUAUCAAGGCUUCCCGUCUCCUGGAUAAAAUCAGGAUCCUAAUGAAAGAGUCUCAGAGGAUUAAUUAA